UUCGUCUGUUUGUUGAAGGCCAGAGCAAUCGAUCGGAAGACACGCGAAUGUCUGUUAUGAUCGUAUUUCUACAGCAAAAGUCUUUUAAACAUUAUAAUGGCACUUAGAAGAGCUCUGCAUUUUGUGUUUAAAGUAGGAGAUAGGACCAAAACUGCCACUUUUUACAGAGAUGUCUUAGGAAUGAAGGUUCUGCGUCAUGAAGAAUUUGAGGAGGGCUGCAAGGCGACCUGCAAUGGUCCAUAUGAUGGAAAGUGGAGUAAAACCAUGGUGGGAUUUGGACCAGAAGAUGACCACUUCGUUGCAGAGUUGACUUAUAAUUACGGAGUGGGUGAAUACCGCCUCGGAAAUGACUUUUUGGGUUUAACUUUGCAGUCUAGUCAGGCUGUGAGUAAUGCAAAGAGGUUAGGCUGGAAUCUUACUCCAGUUGGAGAUUCCCUGUACAUGACAGAAGCUCCAGGAGGAUAUCGCUUUUACCUUAUAGACAAAGAUCAGCCAAACUGUGAUCCUGUCCAGAAAGUUUCCCUGGCUGUGUCUGAUCUGCAACGUUCUGUUCAUUAUUGGUCUUCCCUGCUGGGAAUGAAAGUUAUUGAGAAAAACGAGGACAAAAAGACUGUCUUGAUGGGAUUCUCAGAUAAUCAGUGUAAGCUGGAGCUUCAGGACAUUGGAGGCAAAGUGGAUCAUGGAACUGCUUUUGGUAGGAUCGCAUUUGCUUGCCCCCGAGAUCAAUUACCAGGCAUUGAGGGCUUAAUGAAAAAAGAAAACCAUAAAAUCCUCACCCCACUCGUGAGUCUAGACACACCUGGAAAAGCCACGGUGGAAGUUGUCAUUCUUGCAGAUCCUGAUGAUCAUGAGAUAUGUUUUGUGGGAGAUGAGGCAUUCAGACAGCUCUCUGCAAUGGACCCCAGUGGAAAUGAAUUACUGGAUAAGGCAAUGGCUGCAGAUAAAAGUGACGAGUGGUUUGCCAAACACAACAAACAGAAAGCUUCAGUAUAAAGACAUAAUUGAGACUGCUUGAAAAGAAUCAAGAUGUCCAGACAGUCAGCUAAAUGUCGUCACUGUUUUCUAAUUUAAAUUCAGUUGUUUUAUAAAACUGAAAAAAAAAUUGCAUUCUUUAAAUCCUAAACACAUGAAUGUUUCUACUUCUGUCCAAUAUAAUAAAUAUGUAUUGUGUAUAAAUAACUAAAUUAAGCCAAUAU
Misgurnus anguillicaudatus (oriental weatherfish) is the source of this 1196-nucleotide messenger RNA. It is a transcript of the gene glod4, whose product is annotated as glyoxalase domain containing 4. The record is from RefSeq and is a predicted model, not a curated record. Lineage: Eukaryota; Metazoa; Chordata; Actinopteri; Cypriniformes; Cobitidae.